GCCGAGACACAACACAGAGCAGCGCGGGGGGACACGCGUAACGCGACAAUGGCGACCUGAGAUGGUUCUCGUGUGGCGUGUGGCGGAUACCUUCGCUCCAUCAGCCGUGUGAGCAACGCCGAGCGAGUGCCGAGAUCGCGUUUUUACCGCGGCCGUGUUACGCGCGCCCGUGGAUUUGCGCGUUCGCGCCACCGUGGGAGAUGCGUUGCGCGCGAGGCGCAAGCCGGAAUCGCGUACAGACAGAUCGCUCGUCCCGCGGAGGCCAGCAGCAGCAGCAGUAGCGCUGCAGCAGCAACAGCAGCGGCGGCGGCGGCGGCCGCGGCGGCAGCAACAGCGACAGCAUCAGCAGCUAAACAGCGAUUCGACGCAGCGCGGAAUUUGCAGUGCCGGCGUAUUGCUCCGGCGAGGGAAACGGCCGUGCCAUGCACACGAUCGCGUCGUCGCGAUCUUCGCUAUAAUGCGUUGUGAAUCAAAAAUAGUUACUUGCCACGAAAAUCCAGUGGUGCUGGCAUGAUAAAAUAAGGGAAGCGAAGGAGAUGAGCCAUAAUAUUGCGGGCAUGCCACCCUUCACAAGGAUGCCAUUGGGGGGUAUGGGAAUGGGUGUGAACAUGGGCCCCAAUGCCCCACAUCCUGACUCGUCCGCUCACCCCCAUCCACCACCGCCACCACCAGCUGGUGCUAAUCCUAAAAAGAAAAGGCGUACAAAUGCAAGCGUUGCUCAACCACCUCCGCAACAGCCUCCAUCUGUACAGGAUCUACUACCCCCGCCCUUAACUGGUUACGGUGACACGAUAGUAGCAAGUAAUCCUUUCGAUGACACGCCACCACAAACGACGCAAAGCCCAAUGAUGCAUGGUGCGCCGUCACAUAUGCAUCCUCACCAUCCGCAUCACAUGGGUGGCCCUCCUAUGCGAGGCAUGAGCCCUUUAACCACGAUAGGUGGCAUGAGUCCUAUGAUGCCACAUAACAUGGGCAAUAUGAGUCCUAUGGGCAAUUCGCCCAUGACAAAUCACAUGAAUCAUAUGGGUGCUAUGUCCCCUAUGAAUCAUGCUCCUAUCGGAGGCAUGAGCCCCAUGAAUAACAUGGGCCCGAACAUGCCUCCUGGUCCAAUGAACACCAUGAACAAUCACAUGAAUAUGAGUCAUAUGGGGAAUUCGCAACUAAGUGGUCCACCGAUGGGUAGUCCGAUGAAUAACAUGAAUAGUGGGCCUAUGGGUAGCCCAAUGAACAACAUGGGCCACAAUAUGGGUAGCCCUAUGGGUGGACCCUUAGGUUCUCCAAUGAACAUGGGAGGAUCUAAUCACAUGCCUAACGGACCAAUGAAUAUGAACAACAUAAAUAGCCAUAGCCAUAUACCGCCCAACAGUCCGUUAAAUGGGCCGUCAUUGAACAAUGUGAACAGCCCAUUAGGGCACAAUGGAUCUCAGCCUCAUCCGAAUCACAUGGGAAACAAUCUUAACAACUUAGGAAGACCUAUGAAUGGACCUAUGACUACCAUGAGUUCGAUGGUGUCGAACAACAUGAAUAUGACUGGACCAAAUCAGAUAAACAACAUGAAUAUGGGUGGCCCGGGAAUGAGUAGUAUGUCUAAUAUGAACAUUAGUCAUCACAAUCAAAUGGGCAGUCAUAUGGCAGGUCCGAUGGGCACUAUGUCCAACAACAUGGGUGGUGGACCGCCAAUGGGACAUCCUAUUAAUUCCAUGGGAGGGUCUAUGCCGCCACAUGGAUUCCAAGGUCCACCGGGGAUGGGUCCAAAGCCAAUGCCAAUUUCUGCGGGCAAAAUAUAUCCUCCAGACCAGUCAAUGGUAUUUAAUCCACAAAAUCCUAAUGCGCCACCGAUUUAUCCCUGUGGAAUUUGUCAUAAAGAAGUGCAUGACAAUGAUCAGGCAAUUUUGUGCGAAUCAGGUUGUAAUUUUUGGUUUCAUAGGAACUGCACGGGAUUGUCAGAAUACGCUUAUCAAUUAUUAACGGCAGAGAUCUACGCUGAAUGGGUGUGUGAUAAGUGUUUGCAAUCGAAGAACAUACCCCUGGUUAAGUUUAAACCAUAACACUUCGUGUCUCGUCGUUCAUGCGACGCUCCAGUGACUAUUUGUUAGCGUUUAUAUGUGGUAUACGCACAUAUACGUGUGCAAUCGAGCACACGCAACACAAACACACAUUAGCACAUGAUACAUAUUAAUGCACGUGCGAAGUCGUGCAUUCAAUAUAAAAACACACUGUUUGUUGAUAACUUAGCUCUAACUUGUUGAAAUAUUAGAAUAUCAUUGUAAGUUGUAUUGACGAAAGAGCAGAAGUAAUAUUCAAAUGUCAUUUUACUUUGAAAUCUGUUCAUGACAAAUGGAUUCAUACACAAAAUUAUGGAAUUAAUAUCAUUUCACAUUGAA
Vollenhovia emeryi is the source of this 2384-nucleotide messenger RNA. RefSeq names its product protein pygopus (gene pygo). The record is from RefSeq and is a predicted model, not a curated record. Bases 537 to 2048 code for a protein of 503 amino acids. The transcript is spliced from 5 exons. NCBI's taxonomy places the organism in Eukaryota, Metazoa, Arthropoda, Insecta, Hymenoptera, Formicidae.